Molecule: messenger RNA, 177 nt
Organism: Bipolaris oryzae ATCC 44560
Lineage: Eukaryota; Fungi; Ascomycota; Dothideomycetes; Pleosporales; Pleosporaceae
Exons: 1
Coding region: 1-177 (58 amino acids)
Source: RefSeq, a predicted model, not a curated record
AUGUCCUCGCGCCAGCGGUGGCUAGAGAGCGGAGCUGGGAGGGAGAGGCUGGAGGCUGGUGGCCACAGCCGCGCCGCCCGUGCGGACUUGAGAAACGCCGAGCCCGGCCCAUAUUGUACUAUACUUACACCUACUCCUUGCUCCUACGCAUGCUAUACUGCGCAAGUGCCUACUUAG